AUGGCUCCUAUCGCGAUCACCCCUGAGACCUCUCCUGAGCGUGGCUCCAACCUCAGAAAGUCUCUUUACCAAACCCGAUCCCACAGCAGCUCUAUUUCUUCCAUUGCCUCUAUUACUCUCAACGAUGGCAAUGUCAUUCCUCAGGUUGCCCUUGGUGUAUACAAGGCCCCUAACGGCCAGGAGACUGAGGAUGCCAUCACAGCUGCCCUCGACGCUGGAUACCGCCACAUUGACUCUGCUGCUCGAUAUGCCAACGAGGAGGCUUGCGGCCGUGCCAUCCGUCGUUGGAUGGAAAAGACUGGCACACCCCGUGAAGAGAUCUUUGUGUGCUCUAAGUUGUGGGACUCUGAUCACGGCUACGAAGCUACAUUCAACGCACUCUGCUCUUCCCUCGACAAGAUGGGUCUUGAAUACUUGGACCUGUAUCUGAUCCACUCUCCCGCUUCAGAUGAGCAGAAGCGUCUGGAAAGCUGGCGUGCCCUAGAGACAGCUCAGCGACUUGGCAAAGUCAAGUCAAUUGGCGUCUCCAACUUUGGCGCCGCCCAUAUCGAGAACCUCAUUGAGAACGCACGUGUGGUCCCCGCUGUCAACCAGGUUGAAGUCCAUCCUUUCUGCCAGCGCGAGGCUCUGGUUGAUCUCUGUGAUAGGUACGGUAUCAAGAUUGAGGCUUACUCCCCGCUGGCUCAGGGCAACAAGCUCGAAGAUCCUACCAUCAACGCCAUUGCCAAGAAGUACGGCAAAACUCCCGCUCAAAUUCUCCUCAACUGGAAUGCUGCUCGAGGAAAUGUUGUCUUACCCAAGAGCUUGACCCCAUCUCGCAUCGAGAGCAACCUUCAGAGCUUUGACUUUGACUUGUCUAAGGAAGACACUGAGACUAUCAACGCGCUCGGUACCGAGAAUUACGUCACUGGCUCCAUGCACAAGUCCAGCGACUAA
Molecule: messenger RNA, 936 nt
Organism: Trichoderma atroviride IMI 206040
Lineage: Eukaryota; Fungi; Ascomycota; Sordariomycetes; Hypocreales; Hypocreaceae
Molecular function (GO): oxidoreductase activity
Source: RefSeq, a predicted model, not a curated record